UAAGAGAUAGCUGACUGUCAAAAAUGGACACUGAAUUAGAAAAUAAAGGCCCCUGCUUGGGCGUACGACAUCUGCAGGCGGUGCUGCUCUUCUUGGCCACAGCUGUGAACUUUAUAGCACAAUUGAAUAUCAGCGUGGUCGUUGUGGCCAUGACAGAUGCAGCGACCGCCAAUCCAGAUUUUCCGGAAUACGACUGGUCGGAGGAACAAAAAUCCUAUAUACUGUCGAGUUUCUAUUGGGGCUACAUAGUGACUCAAUUUCCAGCAGGGUUACUGGUGCGUCGCUAUGGCGCUAAGCGUAUGCUCUUCAUACCCACCUUUGCGACGGCCUUGCUGAGCUGCCUCACACCCGUCUGCAUUAGCUGGGGCGGCUGGCUGGCGUUCAGUGUGCUGCGCCUGAUAAACGGAUUGUUUCAGGGUCUAAUGUUUCCCAGUGUUCACGAGCAUCUUGCCAAAUGGUCGCCGCCCAAGGAACGCAAUCGUUUGGGCGUCUUUGCUUAUUCGGGUAGCGAAUGCGGUUCUGCUAUAGCCAUGGCUCUUAGUGGCGUGAUUGCGGGUAGUUCGCUGGGCUGGCCGGGCAUAUCGUACGUCUCAGCCGGACUCUGUGGCAUUUGGUGCAUCCUUUGGCUAUGGCUCGCUGCGGAUAGUGCGCCGAGCUCACGUUUUAUUGGCGGCGAUGAGCGUGAUUACAUUGAGCGUUUGAUGGGACGCACCGACGGCUUCCACGACCAGAAGAUAGCGAUACCAUGGCGUGCGAUUUGGACCUCGGUGCCGUUCUACGCCCUGCUUGUUGUGCGCGGCGCCCAGGGCUGGGCAACCUCAAUAUUGCAGCUACAAACGCCGAGAUAUAUGCACGGCGUACUCGAGAUGGACAUCAAGAGCAACGCCCUGUUCACGGCUCUGCCCUUCCUGGUCAUUUGGUUCAUGUCGUAUGUAUAUUUGGCCUUUGCCGAUUUGAUCAUGGCCAGGAAGUGGAUGUCGCUGACCACGCUGCGCAAGUCCAUCAACACGAUAUCUUUUUGGGGACCAGCGGCCGCCCUGAUUGGCAUCGGUUUCCUUGACAAGAGCCAAACGAGCUUGGCCAUUGCUCUGAUGACAAUUAAUGCCGGCCUCAAUGCGGGCUCCGGCAUCGGAAACAUGUUAACCAUUAUCGACAUGUCGCCCAAUCAUUCCGGCAUGCUAUUGGCCAUCACCAAUUGCGCGAUCUGCAUCUCUCCGCUGCUGUCGCCGCUGCUGGUGGGCGUCAUUGUUACCGACCCGAGCUCGCGCGCUCAAUGGCAAAUUGUGUUCGCAUUAACGGCCAUUGUGUUCUUCAUUGGCAACCUGGUCUACAUUAUUUGGGGUACGACUGACCAGCAGCCGUGGGAUGCGGCUGACUUUCUCAAGCCGCGCGAUGCCGAGCAGCAACAAGAAAAACAAGCAGCCACUGGAGCAAUGGAAAGAAAAAUCGAAAAGCGAAAAGGAAAUCUAAGUAAAUAGAUGUAAGGCCAGAUUAGCUGUG
This is a messenger RNA of Drosophila arizonae, 1500 nucleotides long. Its product is annotated as putative inorganic phosphate cotransporter. Lineage: Eukaryota; Metazoa; Arthropoda; Insecta; Diptera; Drosophilidae. The record is from RefSeq and is a predicted model, not a curated record.